Molecule: messenger RNA, 1003 nt
Organism: Dioscorea cayenensis subsp. rotundata (Guinea yam)
Lineage: Eukaryota; Viridiplantae; Streptophyta; Magnoliopsida; Dioscoreales; Dioscoreaceae
Product: multiple organellar RNA editing factor 9, chloroplastic-like
Exons: 4
Coding region: 36-749 (237 amino acids)
Biological process (GO): cytidine to uridine editing; chloroplast RNA modification
Cellular component (GO): chloroplast
Source: RefSeq, a predicted model, not a curated record
AUUUCCACUUCGGUUUUUGUCUCGACUGCUCUUCAAUGGCGUCGAUGAGCUCAUCCACCUCCGUCCUUGAUCCUAGAGCUCUAGUCUCAUCCUUCUACUCAAACCCUGGAUCCCGGUUCCCCGCUUCCAUGCUCCUGUGUGCAGGCUCGCCCCAGCUGAAUCUCAGGGCACCGCUGACUUCUCGGCGUGCUUCGGUGUUGAGGACGACGGGUAGGGUGGCGAUGGUCAGGGCUAUGGCGACGGAUGGGGAGUAUUCAUCGAAGAGGAGCAGUAGUAGCGAACCCAGGGAGACUAUCCUGCUUCCCGGCUGUGAUUACAAUCAUUGGCUUAUUGUGAUGGAGUUUCCCAAGGAUCCAGCGCCUACUCGCGAGCAAAUGAUCGAGACUUAUCUCAAUACCCUCGCCACAGUGCUCGGCAGCAUGGAGGAGGCCAAGAAGAACAUGUAUGCUUUUAGUACCACUACUUAUACUGGCUUUCAGUGCACGGUAUCUGAAGAAACAUCAGAGAAAUUCAAGGGAUUGCCAGGUGUUCUCUGGGUACUCCCAGACUCCUAUAUUGAUGUGAAAAAUAAGGAUUAUGGAGGUGAUAAGUACAUCAACGGGGAAAUAAUCCCUGGCAAAUACCCUACUUAUCAACCGAAACAACGCACUUCAAAAUAUGAGAGUAAAAGAUAUGAAAGACGCCGGGAUGGCCCUCCACAAGACCGCAGAAGACCAAAACAAGAAACUCAGCCUAAUACAACUUCUUAAUUUGGUAACUCUCAAUCUCGUAUUUGCUCAGAAGUCUAGCUGCUGUUUACUUGCUCUAUACUCUUUUUUGUAUUGGAUCAAUGAAGAAGAACAGCCACUCAUUUGAUGUUUAAUGGUCCUUCAUAUCCAAUAUAUCUUUUGAUGCUUUGUAAACCUGAAUUGGUUCUUUAUGUAUCAAUUUAGCAGAACUAUUGUAAUGUUAGGGGAUACUGUCAGCUAAAUGCAGAAUUUUCUUUCAUAUAAGAAUCUCUCAA